Messenger RNA from Racocetra fulgida, 269 nucleotides. The record is from the annotation of a GenBank genome assembly. NCBI's taxonomy places the organism in Eukaryota, Fungi, Glomeromycota, Glomeromycetes, Diversisporales, Gigasporaceae.
CUUCUGAUCCAAGUAAAUUUCAAUUACCUAAAUACGCUACAACAAAUUUUGCUAAUUCACCAUUUAAGAAGCCAACUAAGGUCACUCUUGAAAUUUAUGAAGAGGCUUCUUGCGAUUUCAUUAAGAGCACACUUAAUGGAGGUAUUCCGGAUAAAGCAGAUUCAAAGGCUAUUAAUACUAUAGCAAUUACACCUAAUUGUGACGUUAAAGAGUUAGAUGAGAAAUUCCUUGAAUGUUUAAAGUGGGAGAAUAUUGGAAUUAGAAGUUGA